Molecule: messenger RNA, 735 nt
Organism: Effrenium voratum
Lineage: Eukaryota; Dinophyceae; Suessiales; Symbiodiniaceae
Source: the annotation of a GenBank genome assembly
GUGCCGGGGCCAGCGGAGCAGGACGAGCUGGCGGCAACUUGCGGCGCUUCCGCCCGCGUUGCGCUCGGCGUGUGCGCGGGGAGCGCUGCGCAAGUGGAAAAGAGGGCGGCGAGAGAAGAGGUUGGGUCAAAGGCGGGGUCGCUUCGCUGGCUCUUGCAGGCUUUGGCCUUGGAGGCUUUGAAGGAGCUUGGCGUCAAGGAGCGAGAAACGGCCGCGCAGAUCCUGGAAGCUAGCAGUGGCUCGAUCCUGGACCCAAGUGCCCCCUUGGUGCUGAGGUGUGUAGAUAGAUGGGUCGGAGAGAUCGUGAGCCACUUUGCACAGGUCAGUGCAGAAGAAGAUCUUCCCAUGCCCAUCCACAUGCCAGCGGACAGGUAUUUGGAUGGCCUGGACGAAGAGACGCGCGCGUCGGUGAUCAAGAGGUACAUCCCCGACGAGCCUUUCGGAGGCACCGCCGUCGUGUCCAAUCCCGCGGAAUGCUUGGAGCUCAUGAAGAAGUGGGAGGAGGUCCCGGAGGAAGGCUUUGUGGGAUCGGCGAGAUCUCAACUUCCCCCAGCGCCUCAUGGAGACGAGGACCAUCGUGGCGGCCAGCCUGGCCAAGGUGCUGGAGCCCAUGGGCUUCGCUCCCGGCAGGCCUGGAUUGGCACGCUGCGUCAAGCAGAUGCAGGCACGGCCGAACUGCUGGUUUCACCACGUGUGGGUGAGGUUGCCGUGGAUGGUGACGCACCGCAAGAAUGA